ACGUAAGCUUUAUCAUCGUACGUGCAUUGCAGUGAACAACGAAUGAGUGUGCAUUUUUGGUCAAAUUUACUGUGUUAUGUCAUGGCUCUUGGCGUUCAUGAAGUGGUUGUGUUGACUCGAGGAUUAUAUUUACAGCUUGUAUACAAUUUCUUGUUUGACUUGGCCGGCCCUGCUGCUUCAGUUUUGUAAUCCACUGCGUGUUCUGGGCGUCUGUAAAGGGAACUCCCUAAUCGAUCCGUAGCCACGGAGUCAAGGCGAGAUUUCGAGCAGGGCCACGCCGCCGCCACUCGCCGGAGAUUGUUCCUUAGAGGCGGCCGUAUGAGUUUCACCUGGAGUAACGUGGCGAUGUGUGUGAAGCGGUUUCGCUUGGCCCUGGUCAUUGGGGUUGUUUUUGCCCUUCUUUUCGGUUUACUAUGCGGGACUCAUGGUGAAGAAGAAUCAAGAUGGGCAAAAGAUCUUGGGGAAGGUGUGCAAGCACAAUUGCAAAAGCUAAUACAACCUCUCCAGGAGAGAAUACUUAAAAUAGAAAAGCAGACUGUGAGGAAGUACCCAGAAGUCCGUUAUCUGCCUGAAAGUGAAAGAAAAAGAAUAUUGAUAACCGGAGGUGCUGGGUUUGUGGGCUCUCAUCUCACUGAUCGGCUGAUGCUGGAAGGUCAUGAAGUCACUGUGGUGGAUAAUUUCUUCACUGGCCGCAAACGAAACAUCGAGCAAUGGGUCGGACAUCCUAAUUUUGAGUUGAUCAAUCACGAUGUUGUCGAACCACUUCUCAUAGAAGUGGAUCAGAUAUAUCACUUGGCUUGUCCAGCCUCCCCACCCCACUACAUGUACAACCCUAUCAAGACCAUCAAGACAAGCUCUCUAGGAACACUCAACAUGCUGGGAUUGGCCAAGAGGACACGGGCAAGGCUCUUACAGGCAUCAACAUCAGAAGUAUAUGGAGAUCCCCAGCAGCAUCCCCAAACAGAGGAGUACUGGGGUCAUGUCAAUCCCAUUGGACCUCGGGCAUGCUAUGAUGAGGGCAAGAGGGUUGCAGAGACAAUGUGCUAUGCCUAUGCCAAACAGGAAAAUGUUGAGGUACGGGUGGCCAGAAUAUUCAACACGUUUGGACCUCGCAUGCACAUGAAUGAUGGCCGAGUUGUCAGCAACUUCAUCUUGCAGACUCUGCAGGCCCAGCCUAUCACCGUCUAUGGCCAUGGCAAGCAGUCUCGGUCAUUCCAAUACGUCAGUGAUUUAGUGGAUGGUCUGAUCAAACUGAUGAACUCCAACGUAUCCUCUCCUGUCAAUUUGGGUAACCCAGAUGAGCACACUAUCAUGGAAUUUGCCCAGAUUAUCAGGAAUAAAAUAGGAGGCAACAACAUCAUAAAGAAUGUGGCUGCUGCUGAGGAUGAUCCACAACGCCGUAAGCCGGAUAUUUCCAAAGCAAAGAAAGUGCUAGGCUGGGAACCUGUGGUGCCCCUUGACGAGGGCCUACAAUUGACUAUUGACUACUUCCGCAAUGAGCUGGAGCAUGCCAACAAGAUGAAGGAGGUGCCCAAGAACCCUGUGGAGUAAUACUCUGUAGAAUAUCUCCAAGUCUGCAGAAUUUGUAUGCAGUUACACUUUCAAAUUCGUAGUGGGUUUGGUUUAUUUCCAUACGUCACAAUAAAUAAUGGAACAGUUAUUUAUAUAAUGCACACUAGGGGGUGAUAAAUGGUGGAUACCAGGCAAAAGCAAAUGCUUGUACGUGGCCUGUUUCCUUAUUUUGGCACAUAAAUACACGUACAAAUAUAAUUACAAAAUACAAAAGAGAAAAAAAUUACAAAAAGUAACUAGCUGAAGGUACAAAUGAAUUCUAGAAUUAAUAAGAAAUUAACAUAGAACAAAAUUUUGCUUAUAAAAAGUAAGGUAACCAGUGUGCCGUGUGUGCUUCACAUGGCUUGUGACAAGUGCCCGGCAUAUUGGUCUUAUUUGGAACAUGUCACACACUGUUUUCUGCGUAGCAGCUCCACGUCUCUUUCUAUGCUCAUUCACUGGGGUCGUAAAUCCGCAAGUAACUGGCUCACAAUAUGGAUAUUAUGCAUCAGAUGAUUUUUUGCUUAGAAUGUUUUAUUCUUUAAAUGAAUUUACCUAUGAAACUUUUGAGUUCCUGCUGAUAUACACAUGUAUUUUUGGUUAAAACUUAUAUAGAUUUUACCCAUUAGUAUACAUGAUUCAGUAUUCAGGUUAUGUACAUCCAGUGCAUGUUGGAGAAUUUGGAGACAUUAUUUAUUCUUGGUGAUGUGUUGGCUGGUGCCAUAAUGUGUCGUGAUUUAAAUUUGUAAAUCACUUCAAUGAUUUGUAGAAGACCAGUAGAGAAUGAUUUAAUCUCAAAUUUUAUACAUAAAUUUAUAUGAUAAAUGGCAUACAAACUUUAUGUGGAUUUGUACAAUUUUUACAAUUUUCUAGAUUUUGAAUUAUGCUGAGUAGAUGUUUGGUUAAAUAUUUAGCCUACUUUAUGCAUGUAUGUGGAAUUAGGUCAUUGUAAAUGGAACUCAAUCACACUCGUGUUUGUUUCUAACAAGACUUCAACUUGUUGAACUAUUUUUUUUGUUUAAAGCCCAUCACAUUUGUUCAAAAUUGUGAUCCUGUUGGUUGCAUUUUUUCAUGUGUUUAUUUUAACUCUCUUUAUAGUUUUGAUUAUUUUAUUGCUGUUAAAGACAUGAGUGGGCAAACGUCGUAAUUGUUUCCAAGAAACAAUAAUUUAGUAGGUGUAAAGAUUAGAUACACCUUUCUUUUGUAUAUAUCUGCACUUGUUGCUUUAUAAAAAUUCAGUUCACAACUGAAAUUACAUUGUUGCGAUUUAUAAUCAUUUUUUUUGUAGUGGGUCUGUGGCUGUACAUCUAAAAAAAAAAAAAGUAGUGUGUGCAAAAUUACUAAAUUACUAACCAGAAAACGUGAAUGAAACGACUUUUUGGGACCACUUUCUCAUGGGGCUUAUUUUCUUGUUGAAUUACCUGAUCUCUCCUGAAAGAUUGUUUUCUUAAUAAUUGGCUGUUACUUUAACGAAUUCUGUAAAUUUAAGUUUCGGACAGUAACCUAACUUAUAGUAGCGGAUUGUUUCUUCUUUUUUGUUCACUAGGCAUCUUAAAAAUAGGCUCAUUCCUUUUGUUUCUGACACUUUGUAGAAUCUACCAUUUUACAUUGCAUUUUCAUUUCCAUAGUAUGAUUACUAGGUACUAUUUGCAGACAAAAAUGAUGCGAUGUAGUCUGCACAAUAUAAUUUCUUAUUAUCAGAGGAUCUGUAACUGUUUACCGAUGGAAGAAAAAUAGAAAGAAAAUAAAACGAUUCUGUUUGGCGAAUGA
Molecule: messenger RNA, 3321 nt
Organism: Patiria miniata (bat star)
Lineage: Eukaryota; Metazoa; Echinodermata; Asteroidea; Valvatida; Asterinidae
Product: UDP-glucuronic acid decarboxylase 1-like
Exons: 13
Coding region: 319-1551 (410 amino acids)
Biological process (GO): D-xylose metabolic process
Cellular component (GO): cytoplasm
Molecular function (GO): NAD+ binding; UDP-glucuronate decarboxylase activity
Source: RefSeq, a predicted model, not a curated record